CAUCUGCCUGUCUGUCAAGCCAUGGAAGGUAGCGGAGGAGGAGGAGGAGCGCUGAGCCUCCUGGUACCACCAACCUUCUCCAGCCAGGCACAGCAUCAGGACCAGCACACCCUCCAGCAUCAUCCAUAUCACUAUGACGACGCCUCCUCCAGACCAUACAACUAUGACGUGGCCAUGCAGUCCAGCAGCAGCAGCAGCAGCAUCAACAACGGCUCCGCCAGCAACUACACCUACCCGUUUGCAGACGUGGCCUUGCUUCAGGUCUUCAAGCCCCUGAUCAUUCCGUGCUACGUCCUGGUGGUGCUGGUGGGCGUGUUUGGCAACUACCUGCUGCUCUACGUCAUCUGCCGCACGCGCAAGAUGCACAACGUCACCAACUUCCUGAUCGGCAACCUGGCCUUCUCCGACAUGCUGAUGUGCGUGACCUGCGUGCCCUUCACGCUGGCGUACGCCUUCAACCCGCGCGGCUGGGUCUUCGGACGCUACAUGUGCUACCUGGUGUUCCUCAUCCAGCCCGUGACCGUCUACGUGUCCGUCUUCACGCUCACGACCAUCGCCGUGGACAGGUACUACGCCACCGUGCACCCGCUGAAGAAGCGCAUCUCGGUGGCGGCGUGCGCCUACGUCCUGCUGGGCAUCUGGCUGGCCUCGUGCGGCCUGGUGGCGCCCGCCGUGGCCCACACCUACCACGUGGAGUUCCGCGACGCCCGGCUGACCAUCUGCGAGGAGUUCUGGCUGGGCCAGGAGACGCAGCGUCUGGCCUACGCCUACGGCACCUUCCUGCUCACCUACGUGCUGCCGCUGUCGGCCGUGGCCGUCUCCUACCUCUGCAUCUCUGUCAAGCUGCGCAACUGCGUGGCGCCGGGCCACCGCACGCGCGACCAGGCCGAGGCGCAGCGCCGGCGCAAGCGCAAGACCUUCCGGCUGGUGGCGCUGCUGGUGGCGGCGUUCGGCGUCUGCUGGCUGCCCAUCCACGUCUUCAACGUGCUGCGCGACAUGGACAUCGACCUGAUCAACAAGCGCCACUUCCUGCUCAUCCAGCUGCUGUGCCACCUGUGCGCCAUGAGCUCGGCCAGCUGCAACCCCUUCCUGUACGCCUGGCUGCACGACCGCUUCCGCGCCGAGCUGCGCAAGAUGUUCGCCUGUCGCCGCCGCCGCAUCGGCAUCGGCGUCGGCACGCACCACUGCCACCCCACCGCCAGCGGGGUCCUAUAA
This is a messenger RNA of Engraulis encrasicolus (European anchovy), 1215 nucleotides long. It is a transcript of the gene prlhr2b, whose product is annotated as prolactin releasing hormone receptor 2b. The transcript is spliced from 3 exons. The record is from RefSeq and is a predicted model, not a curated record. The coding region runs from base 22 to 1215 and encodes 397 amino acids. Lineage: Eukaryota; Metazoa; Chordata; Actinopteri; Clupeiformes; Engraulidae. Gene Ontology annotation, biological process: G protein-coupled receptor signaling pathway. Gene Ontology annotation, cellular component: plasma membrane; neuron projection. Gene Ontology annotation, molecular function: neuropeptide binding; neuropeptide Y receptor activity.